Messenger RNA from Ambispora leptoticha, 164 nucleotides. The record is from the annotation of a GenBank genome assembly. Lineage: Eukaryota; Fungi; Glomeromycota; Glomeromycetes; Archaeosporales; Ambisporaceae.
AUGAAAAACUACUUGGUGAUACAGACGAAUUACUAACAGAAACAGAUACUCUCAACCUAGCUAUACAACAAAAUUUAUUAAAACAAGAAGUAUAUACAAUAACUCAAGAAGUGACCCCAAAGAUAGGACCUUUAACCCCAAGUCAAGGAGCUCAAUUUCGCUAA